Leishmania mexicana MHOM/GT/2001/U1103 is the source of this 621-nucleotide messenger RNA. Its product is annotated as putative proteasome beta 2 subunit. The coding region runs from base 1 to 621 and encodes 206 amino acids. The record is from RefSeq and is a predicted model, not a curated record. Gene Ontology annotation, biological process: proteasomal protein catabolic process. Gene Ontology annotation, cellular component: nucleus; proteasome core complex; cytosol. The transcript has a single exon. Gene Ontology annotation, molecular function: peptidase activity. NCBI's taxonomy places the organism in Eukaryota, Euglenozoa, Kinetoplastea, Trypanosomatida, Trypanosomatidae.
AUGGCGGAGACUGCGAUAGCGUUCCGCUGCAAGGACUACGUCAUGGUCGCUGCGGCAGGCCUCAACGCCUUCUACUACAUUAAGAUAACCGACGCGGAGGACAAGAUUACACAGCUUGACACGCAUCAGUUGGUGGCGUGCACUGGCGAGAACGGCCCUCGCGUGAACUUCACCGAAUACGUCAAGUGCAACCUCAUGCUCAACCGCAUGCGUCAGCACGGACGCCACAGCAGCUGUGAUUCGACGGCGAACUUCAUGCGCAACUGCCUCGCCAGUGCGAUCCGCAGUCGCGAGGGGGCUUACCAGGUGAGCUGCCUCUUUGCCGGCUACGACAUGCCGGUUUCCGAGGAUGACGACGGCGCGGUGGGGCCGCAGUUGUUUUACUUGGACUACCUCGGCACCCUGCAGGCUGUACCGUAUGGUUGCCACGGCUACGGCGCUUGCUUUGUGACUGCUCUGCUAGAUUGCCUAUGGCGUCCUGACUUGACCCAACAAGAGGGCCUCGAACUCAUGCAGAAGUGCUGCGAUGAGGUGAAGCGCCGUGUCGUCAUCAGCAACGCAUUCUUCUUCGUGAAGGCGGUGACGAAGAACGGCGUAGAGGUCAUCACGACGGUGCACUAG